Ochotona princeps (American pika) is the source of this 988-nucleotide messenger RNA. RefSeq names its product clarin 3 (gene CLRN3). The record is from RefSeq and is a predicted model, not a curated record. NCBI's taxonomy places the organism in Eukaryota, Metazoa, Chordata, Mammalia, Lagomorpha, Ochotonidae. Bases 269 to 949 code for a protein of 226 amino acids. The transcript is spliced from 3 exons.
AUUACACAUUAAUUGUGGGAUUGAGGAAGUCCUGAGGAAGACCAUGUCCGCCCCUUGCUCAGGCUGGUUGGCUGUAACCAUAGCAACCCCUAUUCCAGGACAAAGUUCAGCACUGAAAAAUCUUUAUGACCCUGGUUCAGCGUUCGUUAGUCUAACCCUUCCAGCAGGUGUUUGACUCCACUUCUCAGCUCGACUCUGCAGGUGACAAGGUCCGAGAACAGCCAGACCAUCUUUGUUUCCCUCCUUCAGGGAACUUGUUUUCCUAAAAAUGCCCACACGGACCAAAACCUGGAUGUUCUUUGCUGGUUUCCUCACCAGCCUCGGGGCUUCCGUCGUCAUAUGCUCCAUUCUGGGGACAUCAGAGUGGAUCACCAGCACCAUCAGCAUCCAGGACACCAUCUCCCAAGGCACGGUUAUCAUCACCUACGGGCUGCUGCGUGGCCAGAGUUUUCCACAGCUGAGUCACGGCCUUGAGGAGCCCAUGAAGUAUUUUGAAGUUUUAGGGACCUUGAACGCCUCUUCUCAGAAAAGCCUGCAGGUGGUGACCAUCCUGCUCCUGGUGUUCAGCUUGUGCGCCUCGUUGCUGAGCUGUGGCUUCACCUUCUACAACAGCGUCAGCAACCCCUACCAAACCUUCCUGGGGCCUGUGGGGGUAUACACUUGGAAUGGACUUAGCGCAUGCUUCAUUUUCGUGGCCAUGAUGCUGUUUGUGGGGAACACGCAGUCCCACCAUCUCUCGCAAGAGCUGUCGCGGGUACUUUACCCAGCCUUCCCCUCGACAGGAGCCACGCACAGCUACGGCUACUCGUUCUGGCUCAUACUACUGGUCAUUCUUCUCAAUGCCGUCACCGUGGUCAUCAUUGUUUUCUACCAGAGGGCCAGAUACCAGCAGAAGCAGGAACAGAAAAAGCCGAUGGAAUAUGCGCCUCGAGAUGGGAUUUUAUUCUGAAGACUGCCUCAUGUCCUCUUGGCAUCUCUAGCUCUCCCC